ACUAUAUAAAUACAUGACAUAUUAUAUAUAUAUAUUCAGACACUCGGAAUUUGAUGCUGUUGAGUUAUAAUAUAAGGUGCAAGAAUCCAGCCCAAGCGUUAAAAAAAUGUACGGGCAAGUUGUAUGGUUACUGACUUUGAUUCUCCUCUUGUUAUCUGCCUCGAACACACCUUUGGUCAAAUCCCAUGGAUCUUUUAAGACAAGGUUUAGGGAAGAAGAAUCGAAGAUUGGAGUGCCCAGAAGUGUCUCGAGGCCUGCGAGAAGUAAAGGGCCAAGACCACCUCCUCCUCCAACUCCAAGUGCACCCUAAUGCAUCCACCGUCUCUCUAUGAUCUCUUGUCUUAUUUAUUGCAUAUUUAUGGCUGGGAUCCAUCGAUUAUCUAAAUCAAGUUCUAAUUUUUCGUUUUUAUUUUUUUAUAAAUAAAAAAAUACUGAUAUUGUGUAUUUUCAUUGAAAAAAAGUAUACAUAUGAUAAUAAGAAUAUUUUUUCUUUGGUAAAAGAUAAUAUUAGUUGGAAGUUAAUCGUUCAACUUAACAAGAUACCGGUAUGAGAAAAAUGUUAUCCCAUAAGAUUUUUUUUGAUAAAUUAUCCCAUAAGAUUUCACUAGUAAAAAAAAAACCUUGUUUUUUUUUUGCAAAAGUAGAUGACAACCGAUUAGGUCGAAGAAGAGGGCACAAACAUGCGCAUAAAUCCUGAAAGACUAUACCACACCAAUUAUCGAUGAGUGGAUUCCUUUUGUUGCAAUUCAGAAACUUACGGGCUGAAAUCGAAAGUUUCGAAGUUUUAUUCCUCAACAAUCAAAAGUUCGAGGAGAUAUCAAGAUAAUAGUAUUUAUAAGGACUAAAUUGCAAAAUUAUAUUUAAUUAAUUUAAAAAGAUUGAGAAAAUGGCUCAGAAGACGGUCGACUCGUUUAGGGUAUUCCAUCUCUCUCCGCCGUCUCUGUGAUUUUUUUCGCCAUCUCCGUCUCCUCCGCCGUUGUCUCGUCGAUCGUCUACUCCUGUUAGCUUACUCUCAGGUCAUUUGAUCAGAUAUGCCAUCGAGAAUUGCCCAGAUUCGGCUUGUAAGUUCACAUCCCGAGGUCUAUGAACCAUGUGAUGAUUCAUUUGCACUGGUCGACGCCCUUCUUGCUGAUCGAACCAAUCUCAUUGAUCAAAACCCAAAAAUCUGCAUGGAAAUUGGCUGUGGAAGUGGCUAUGUCAUAACAUCCCUCGCCCUUUUGCUUGGGAAUGAGGUUGGAGGCGUUCACUAUCUGGCCACAGACUUAAACCCUGUAGCUGCAAGAGUAACACGUGAGACACUAGAAGCACAUGGCGUUGAUGCAGAAGUAAUCUGUACUGAUAUUGCUUCUGGGUUGGAGAAGAGACUCGCUGGUUCGGUUGAUGUUAUGGUGGUUAACCCACCUUAUGUACCGACACCCGAAGAUGAAGUGGGUUGGGGCGGAAUCGCAUCUGCUUGGGCCGGAGGGGAAAACGGCCGGACUGUUAUCGACAAAAUCUUGCCGGUUGCUGAUCUUCUGUUGUCAGAGAAGGGUUGGUUGUACUUGGUGACACUAACCUCAAAUAACCCAUCUGAGAUAUGCCUGAUGAUGAGAAAGAAGGGUUACUCGUCAAGGAUCGUUGUUCAGAGAUCAACCGAAGAAGAGAAUCUCCAUAUCAUCAAGUUCUGUAGAGACAACGAUGUUCGAGCUGGGGACAAGGAGACAUCGUCGUCCUCAAUCAAAGGAGUUCCAAAGAUCUUGGAGUCGUUGGUUUCUCAGCUUCCGAGAUCUCUGUCUUUGUGGAGACACCACAACGACGAGGCCGGAGGAAAAGUUUGAUUCUCUUGCGCGUCUUUUUGCUUUAAUCAUGGGUGAAUACUUGUGCAUUGAGCAAUUGAAACUGGUUAUUACUUCAUAGGAAGCAUUCUUGUUUUGUAUUGUUGUAAAUAGUUGGGGAUGUUUCUCCCAAUGCUCAUUCAGUUCCUCUGUUUUCAAUCCCCUGUCUCAACCCGGUUGUGUUGGACCGGGAUAUAAACCGGUGCUUUUGGUUUGGUUUAA
Molecule: messenger RNA, 2036 nt
Organism: Tarenaya hassleriana
Lineage: Eukaryota; Viridiplantae; Streptophyta; Magnoliopsida; Brassicales; Cleomaceae
Product: hemK methyltransferase family member 2
Exons: 3
Coding region: 1032-1817 (261 amino acids)
Biological process (GO): methylation
Cellular component (GO): eRF1 methyltransferase complex
Molecular function (GO): protein methyltransferase activity; nucleic acid binding; S-adenosylmethionine-dependent methyltransferase activity
Source: RefSeq, a predicted model, not a curated record